This is a messenger RNA of Trichoderma aggressivum f. europaeum, 1473 nucleotides long. RefSeq lists its product as uncharacterized. Bases 1 to 1473 code for a protein of 490 amino acids. The transcript is spliced from 2 exons. The record is from RefSeq and is a predicted model, not a curated record. NCBI's taxonomy places the organism in Eukaryota, Fungi, Ascomycota, Sordariomycetes, Hypocreales, Hypocreaceae. Gene Ontology annotation, biological process: transmembrane transport. Gene Ontology annotation, molecular function: transmembrane transporter activity. Gene Ontology annotation, cellular component: membrane.
AUGUCGGCCGGCGAAAAAGAACUCGAGGCGUCGGUACGCGUCGAUGCCUCUAAUUACUACCUGGAGAGCGGUUCCUCGACUGAGAAUACCAUUCCCGUGGGAGUGAGCGAGAGGAAACUGAAAUGGAAACUCGAUCUCUCCAUCAUGCCUCUCCUUUCGUCAAUCUUCUUACUGGCGGUCUUGGGGCAGUCAAACAUAGGCAACGCCUACAGUGCAGGGCUGGCCCAAGACCUCGCCAUAACGCCCAAGAUGUUUGCCGACACGAACAGCUUGUUCUUGGUUGGCUCUGUAGUCGGCCAGCUUCCUGCUACUCUUCUAUUGAGGAAACUCGGCCCUCAGCGACAGUUCGCGGGCGCUCUCCUAGCAUGGGGCCUCCUUACCAUCGGCGCAUCUUACUCCAAAACCUAUGCCGCGCUCACCGUCUGUCGAGUAUUCAUAGCAAUCUCCGAGGCUAUGAUCCAGGGCGCCAUCUUCUAUCUGUCUUUCUGGUAUAAAAACGAAGAGCUUGCAACUCGUGCCGCCGUUCUCAACGCCACCAAUGCCCUCGCAGGAGGCUUCAGUGGCUUGAUUGCCUACGCCAUUCAAAGGGAUCUCAAUGGCCGCAAUGGCUGGAGCGCAUGGCGGUGGAUUUUCCUAGUUGAGGGCAUCCUGCCGGCAGUUUGGUCACUCGUGAUAUUCUUCUUACUCCCUCCAACACCAAACUCGAUUCGUCGGGGUUUCAGCGAAAAGGAGAAGGCGUUGCUGGUACAACGAGCGGCCGCCGCUCACAACACCGGCGUGAACAAGAUCGUACCCAAGCUGAUCUUGCAAGUCUUGAUACAGCCGCAGUUCUGGCUCAUCGCCUUCACACAAGCCUCCAUGUUAUUGUGCUCUACUACAACAGCCAACUUUCUGCCCGCCAUCAUGCAGGGUCUCGGCUAUGAGGGGACGAGAGCGCAGCUGAUGAGCGUCAUUCCGUACGCAGCGUCCUUUGUGGCCAAUCUUGUUCUUUGCCGGCUGUCCGACUGGUCUAGACAUCGAGCAUUCUGGAUUCUCGGCUGCUGUCUUGUCACUGCUGCUGGCUACAUUGUGCUCCUCACCACAACCAACCUUACCGGACGAUUGGUGGCCACCUGUCUCAUCACGGCUGCUUCCUCUGCGCCUGCAACUAUAUGUUUUGCGUGGAUGGCGAGUGCGAAUGUUGGCUACACGUUCAGAGGAAGCGCUAUAGCCAUGACGAAUAUCAUAUCCCAGCUCGUCGCCCUGGGAGGCCAGCAAGGGUUUAUUGACCCGCCAUUGUAUCAUCGAGGAGAAAAGGUCGCACUUUCAGUCGUCCUUGUCGGGGCUUUACUCACGGUGAUUACGAUGUUGUAUUUCAACUGGAUGAAUGCGAAGAAGAGACAAGAGCAAAGUUCUGAAAAAGCCGCUGAAUUGCGAGCCCUGAGCGUUGACGAAAUUGGCAACAAGCACCCCGACUUCUUCUUUAGUAUCUAG